Molecule: messenger RNA, 1653 nt
Organism: Aegilops tauschii subsp. strangulata
Lineage: Eukaryota; Viridiplantae; Streptophyta; Magnoliopsida; Poales; Poaceae
Product: NAC domain-containing protein 4
Biological process (GO): regulation of DNA-templated transcription
Molecular function (GO): DNA binding
Source: RefSeq, a predicted model, not a curated record
UCGCUCACGACCCCGGGUUGGUACGGGCUCAGCGUCACCGGCACAUUUUCUAUCUCCUCCCCCUUAUAUCCUUGCCCUCUUCCCGGGGUAACUCCCGGCCGGUAUUUCACACCCACCAGUUUGACGUACACGCAGACUCGGCUCCAGCCAGCGAGCGAGCAGCCUCUAGCGUGUGCGCGUGUUCAUCUUCCCCGGCCGGCGCGCCGGUUCCUCUCCUCUUGUGGUGCACCGCGGGCUGGGGUUAUCUAGGGUUUUAUACCUCGUGCCGUGUUGGUUGAUCGGCCGCUUGGUGAUUAGAUGGAAGGAUCAGGAGGAGGAGGAGGGGGAGGGGGCGCGGCGGUGUCGAAGAAGAAGAGCUCCAAGGAGGGGGAGGAGGAGAGCCUGCCGCCGGGGUUCAGGUUCCACCCCACCGACGAGGAGCUCAUCACCUACUACCUCCGCGGCAAGAUCGCCGACGCCGGCUUCACGGCCAGGGCCAUCACCGAGGUUGACCUCAACAAGUGCGAGCCAUGGGAUCUCCCAGAGAAGGCGAAAAUGGGAGAAAAAGAGUGGUACUUCUUCAGCCUAAGGGAUCGCAAGUACCCGACCGGCGUGCGAACAAACCGUGCAACUAAUGCUGGCUACUGGAAGACUACGGGGAAAGAUAAGGAGAUAUUCACCGGGCAACCGCCAUCCACACAAGAGCUAGUUGGGAUGAAGAAAACCCUAGUCUUCUACAAGGGGAGGGCUCCAAGAGGCGAGAAGAGCAACUGGGUCAUGCACGAGUAUCGCCUCCACCUGAAGCCGGCCUCCAAAUCAAACAAGGAUGAAUGGGUGGUGUGCCGCAUCUUCGCCAAGAGCCCGGGGGUGAAGAAGUACCCGUCGAGCACCAACGCGCACUCCCGGUCCCACCACCACCCGUACACGCUGGACAUGGUCCCGCAGUUCCUCCCGACGCUGCUGGGGCACGACCUGUUCGGCGGCGGCCGCGGGCACCACCACCCGUACAUGACCCCCGCCGACCUGGCGGAGCUCUCGCGCUUCGCCAGGGGCACGCCGGGGCUGCACCCGCACAUCCAGCCGCACCCCGCCGCCGCCGGGUACCUCAACCCGCCGGGCCCCUUCACGCUCUCCAGCCUCAACCUCAACCUCGGGGGCCCGUCGCCGCAGCACGUCCUCCACCACGCCAUGCCGAUGCCGAUGGGCCAGCAGCAGCAGCAGGCGGGCGGUGCCAAUGGCCAGGCGAUGACGAUGGAGCAGCACAUGGCCGCGGGGCUCGGCGGCAUCCCGGCCGCCGGAGGGGACGGCGGCGGGUUCGGCGGAGAGGGGCAUGCGGCAGGGGGUGCUGGCAUGAGGUACCAGAACCUGGACGUAGAUCAGAUGGUGGAGAGGUACUGGCCUGGUAGCUACUGAUGAGUGUACGUAGGUUGUGUACGUGAGACGCCUGGGGUGUCAGGCGAUUGUUGACUACGUAGGAGCAGGGCGGUUUGAGUGGUGUUUAAUCUAGUCUCUUCGUUGUAUCAUCCAUCAUCUUCUCUGUCGGUUGUUCUUUGAGCAUUUCAGGUUAGCUUUGGUCGCCCGCCUUGUACACAGACCGUUUGCCUUACCUAACUGCGCGCUUGUAUACAUUCAGGAUCAGCAGUGAGUUUAUAAAUAGUACUGGUAUACUUGUUA